ACUCCGCCGCGACCGCACGUCAUGGCGACCUCGCCCUAAAACAAAUAAAACCUCCCGUUAACGCGUGUGCUGUGAUAACCCAAACGUGGAAUCAAUUGUGAUCAUCACCGACGACAACGUUAUGCAUCGAUCGAAAGGCGACAUGGCGUCGCCGAAGUGCUUGUUCCUCUUCAUUGCUCUACAUAUCGCUUUCAGUCAUGCAGGUCCUCUGGGCCCAUUGCCGAAUGUGACGAGCAUGGAUUUGGGAUUAAAAGAAGGCAGUUGCGCACUAGGUGAUGUGGUCUACAUGUCCGGGGACGAGUUCCCCGGGGCCAGCGCUUGCGAGCGCUGCGCGUGCUCCGGCGGGGAGGUGCAGUGUGAGAAGCAGCGCUGUGAGCCGCGGCCUGGGUGUAAAGCUGUGCACCGGCCGGACCACUGUUGUCCGACUUAUCAGUGUGAAUGUGAGCAAGAGGGUCGUGUAUAUGGCAAUGGUGAGAAGCUAGUAGACCCGCAGGACCCUUGCCGCGUGUGUUACUGCCAGGGCGGCGAGGUGGUCUGUCGCCGCAUCGCGUGCUUCGUGCGGGACGACUGCCAGCCGCGCCUCGUGCCUGGCAGGUGCUGCCCGGAGUAUGAUAACUGCCCGCUUAGAGGAGUUACAUCGGUUCAUGGCAUGACACCAUCUGUAUCUAGCACACCUGCUGUGGAGGUCAACAUCAGUGCUGAUUCCUUGCCAAUCGAGCCCACGGUUCCAAAGAUCACGAUCAAAGAAAUUACACCCGUUUCGGAAAUACCUGUCGUUACUGAUGUUAAGAUUAAGGAAAUCUUACCCUCACCUCAUAAUAUGGACGUCGCUGAAUAUUCAUCAUCGAAAUCUCCACUUAUUCCACGCGAAGUAACAUCUGAAAAGACAACUGGUGAUCUCAAAACGGAAUCACCUUUGAACGAAUCUUCAGUUUCUAAACCAUCAUUGGAAGAUAAUACUAACGAAAAAGGCAGUGAUUCACCGCCUUCAAGAAUAAGCUUUUCCACACAAGACUCAUUAAACAGCGAAAUAUAUCCUUCAAAUGUACCAAAUUUGAUAUUGAUGGGUGGCCCAUCGCAACCUAUAUCUCUUAGUCCGCUGACAACAAAAGCUCCUAUGAUUGAAGAGGAGGAUCCAUCGCUAUUCGAUCAUAAUCCAGCAUUUCCACCGAUACCCGACGAUCUUACUGUAGUCGGUAACCACGAUGACGAAAUUAUACAAGAACAAAACUUAGACAACGAACACGUAUCCAUGCAUGACGUCAUGACAUUGAAUGACAAAAUAUUAACUGAAGCACCUAUUAUUAAAGAAUCACCAACAACGACGUUAUUUGUGACAAAUGGGAUGCCUAUUUCUACGGAAAAUGUAUCUGAACAGGAAUUGACAUCAGCUAGUAUUUCUACUAAAAAUGAUUUAUCUAGCACGGAAUCUUCUACAUCGAAAGAAAAUUCUAUGAUAAAUCUAAGAUCAGUUCUUCCUACUCAAAUUCUUAAUAUUCCCUCCUUUAUCUCAGAUGAGACAACGGAUGAUAUGGAGAGUACAACAGAUGUUCCUACCACAGAGUCUGCUGAAGAUUUAAAACCCACAGAUGAGGCUCAAAUAUCAUCGGAUAAAGGUGCGGCAAUAUUGGGAGAGGAAGUGGAUGGACAAAAUAGUUAUAAAGAACCGCGUGCAGAUAUGGUAACGCCACAGACAACUGAAAAUGUGCUAGAAUCAAAAGGGUCAGUAAUAUUAACCACUGAUAUUAGUUCAGAAAAUCAACCUAGCUCUUUACUAAUUGAAACAAGCGAUCAAAAUCCUCACGAAGUAACCGACAAUAGCUCAGAUGACAAAUUAUCGUCUUCUACAGCUAAUCCAUUAAAUGUUGAUUUAUCGUCAGACUCGAUACCUAAAAUGGAACUCGGCAGCGACACCUCGCUUGAAAACAUGGAGACAACGGAAUUUAUUCUCACCUCGUUUGGUUCCCAAGAGAGUGCCACGGAUGCCGUCGAACUAAUCAAAAUAGUUCCCGAUAACGAAAAAAGUGCGGCUAUAGUUGAACCACCCCGGGCAAGGAAGAAUAAUGUGUUGAAUGAUUUAAUUAAUUUAGUCGGUGAUGUGGCUUUAAUUAGUGAUCAUACUGACUCACCCGACGCACAUCACGGUUCAAGCUCUACCACGAUUUCGGACUCUGAAGAAUUGAUUCCGGUAAACGCUGGUUACAAAAGUAAAAACAAUAAUUGGAACUUAAAUUCCAUUACAGAGGUUCCCUUCAAAAGCAAAAGCCAGCCCUCAGUUAACAAACAGAAGAACGUAGAGAUCGAAGAUGAAGAAUCAGAUAGCAUAACUGACUCACCACCACCGAAUGACAAAGUAGAACCGACAACUAAAAGACCCAUUAUAGAUAACGUGUCUGACAAUAGCCCGCAAAAUAACAAUGGGACUAUUGACAAGAAAGACUUCGAAAUAAUUACCAAAUCUUAUGUUCCAACAAUAAAUAAACAUCCUACGAAAGUAGUUAUGGAAAACAGCAAUGAUCAACCAAGUUCUGACGUCGAAACAUCCGCAAGUGCAGACAAGGCUCCAUCGUCCAAUGACGACAAAGCUGUACCAGGCGACACGACAUUGGAUGAACAAGCGGAGACGUCUUCGCCCGCAGACGAGGAGACAACAGAACAGACCUUAGAUACUUCGAGUGUUGCUCCAUGAGAGGCGCAAAUAUAAUUAAAGGAACCUCAACUUUCAGCAUUUCGUAUCGAUUAAGUUUCGUUAUUGAAACUAAGUAUUGUAGAGACUAUUCAUUUACAGAUUAAUCGUAUCGUCAAUUGUGAAUUAGCGUAUUUAUAAUUUAAGUAGCCGCCAGUCGCUGGUUGAAUUUAUUAAUAUAUUAGUUGGACAAAUUAUUUAUAAUCUUAGCUAAGCGUAGUUCGUCGUUGCAAAAGCUUCGUGUGUAAGUUAUUUAUUUUAGUGAGAAACGUGAAUCGAUUAACCAAGCUAGUCAAUUAGUGACGGCGGGUGUCCGCCGGAGCCAAGUUGCCAUGUUCGCUAGCUGACAAGAUGGAACGAGCGAAUCAUUCCGACUAGAUUAGUUCCUUUAGAUUAAACACUCCUUAGCCGACCCGUGACCGAUUGCCUGUGAAUGUGACAAAAUUUGGUACAAAUGUUAGUUAUAACUUAUGAUAUUCAGUGGUAGUUUUAACGCACAAAGUGUCUAAUUAUUGCACAAAAUAAAUGUUCUAUUUCUACGCGUAUAAAGUGAUGUUCAAGCUCAAUAUAAAUUAUGUAAUUUUAAUAUAAUAUUAUGUACAGUUUACUCUUCAAUAAUUACUUUACCAGUGAUGAAUACAAUUUUGAUAAUAAUACAUUGAGUUAUAUCGUUUUCGAUGUUAUAAUAUUAAUGUUUGUGAGAUUUUGAUUUGCCAAAGGACUAUAAUAAUUAACGUAUGUACUUUAAAUUAUUAAUUUAUUAUUGGACGAUUGCUACUGGUAAAGUAAUUUCAUACAAUAUAGUAAGUAAUCACGACUCUUUGGAUAAUUUAAACAUUUUGGUUCACCUCUAUGGCUAAGUCGAGUCGGCUGGUGCUCCUUCUUGCCCCGGAAGACCACUUCUUUUCCGGGGCAACAAGCGCACGUGCUCAUUCAUAUUAUGUAUUCAAUUAUGAUUGUUUUUUUACAAAUAAAACAAAUUAGACUGAA
This is a messenger RNA of Colias croceus (clouded yellow), 3676 nucleotides long. RefSeq lists its product as uncharacterized. The transcript is spliced from 6 exons. Bases 122 to 2689 code for a protein of 855 amino acids. Lineage: Eukaryota; Metazoa; Arthropoda; Insecta; Lepidoptera; Pieridae. Gene Ontology annotation, molecular function: protein binding. The record is from RefSeq and is a predicted model, not a curated record.